Molecule: messenger RNA, 696 nt
Organism: Verticillium alfalfae VaMs.102
Lineage: Eukaryota; Fungi; Ascomycota; Sordariomycetes; Glomerellales; Plectosphaerellaceae
Exons: 1
Coding region: 1-696 (231 amino acids)
Source: RefSeq, a predicted model, not a curated record
AUGCGUAAUCUUACCCCUGGAUGGAACAAUCCCAGCGCCUCUCCCGCAGCGACCCGGCGCUUGCCAGAUGGGCGUCAGCACCGAGAAUGCACAAGAUUGUCCAAGACCAAGGGUCGUCACACGCGGGCCCGGAGAGCACUGAUUAAGAGUCUCAGACACAUCGCCCUUGUGGGUUCACAAGAAGGGCCAUGCCGACGGCAUUGUCAAUCCCCGCACACGGCGAAGGAUUCUUCGACUACGAUGGGAACCGGCCAAGGCUCGAGGUUGUACGAUACUGAAUCCGACCCAAGAAAGCCUGAUGGCUGGCGCCCGGAAAGUGGGAGGGAGAGAAAUCACUACUUGCCUUCAUCUGCCGCCGGGCGCCGUCACGAUCAUGCAACUCCGCAUCUAAGGGGUCUCGGCGGACUUGAGGAGCUUAGGGGGUGGGGGUCUCCAGCCAAGCACAUUCAAGCACAGUCAAGCAAUAUCGGGGAUGGACACGGCUCCUGUCGUCGGGCACUUGAAGUCCCUCUCCCUCCACAGCACCUGAAAGCGAGAAAGCCGGGCCGGACUGCAUUCCACGGCCAGCGGCUCGGACCCGCGAAAGGGGGAGAGGUCGAACAAUCAAGGCCAAACAGGCCGUGGCGUGUAAUGGAACGCGAUGGGGCGGUCAAUUGGUCGAUAUAUCGGUCGCUGACCAUGAGGAGGGAAGAGUAG